Rana temporaria (common frog) is the source of this 816-nucleotide messenger RNA. It is a transcript of the gene GPX1, whose product is annotated as glutathione peroxidase 1. The record is from RefSeq and is a predicted model, not a curated record. Gene Ontology annotation, molecular function: glutathione peroxidase activity. The transcript has 2 exons. Gene Ontology annotation, cellular component: cytosol; mitochondrion. Gene Ontology annotation, biological process: hydrogen peroxide catabolic process; glutathione metabolic process; response to hydrogen peroxide. Lineage: Eukaryota; Metazoa; Chordata; Amphibia; Anura; Ranidae.
GGCAGCGGACGGCGGAGCGAUGAUCGGUCGGUCGGCGAUGCGGACGGUAUACGAGUUCACGGGGCGGCUCCUGUCCGGGGAGUCGGUGGGGUUGGAUCGGUACCGGGGGAAGAUCCUUCUCAUUGAGAAUGUGGCGUCGCUCUGAGGGACAACCGAGAGGGAUUACCGGCAACUCAACCAGCUGCAGAGCGACUUCCGGGACCGGAUCCAGGUCCUCGGCUUCCCCUGCAACCAGUUCGGGCACCAGGAGAACGGCUCCAACCAGGAGAUCCUCGACUCCCUGAAGUUUGUUCGGCCCGGAGGCGGUUUUGAGCCGGCGUUCCCUCUCUUCGAGAAGUGCGACGUCAACGGGGAGAAGGAGCUGCCGCUGUUCACCUUCCUGAAGUCGGCUCUCCCCUCCCCCAGCGAUGACCACCACUCCCUCAUGACCGACCCCAAGUGCAUCAUCUGGUCGCCGGUUCGCCGCAGUGACAUUUCUUGGAACUUCGAGAAAUUCCUGAUCGGGCCGGACGGAGUUCCGUACAAGCGCUACGGCCGGCGCUUCGAGACCAUCAACAUCCGUCCGGACAUCGAGGAGCUGCUGAGGGCGCAGAAAUGAACGCCGCGUGGCGCGGUGAUGGCGGCUCGUGACGCUCCGGAGGGUCCCGCCGGACGCAGGCGUCGCCUGCAGCCGUUUACUCAUGAUGCUCCACCUUCAAAACGAGAAGAGGCGGAGCUGAUGUUCUGUAAAUUGUCUGUAGGGGGCUCUGUGGUUGGUGGGAUUGCUUUUGGGAGACUCACUUUGUAUCCAAUAAAUGGAAUCUUUAAAUCAUGUGA